AUGGCGGCGGACAGCGAACCCGAGUCCGAGGUGUUCGAGAUCACGGACUUCACCACCGCCUCCGAGUGGGAGAGAUUUAUUUCAAGAAUAGAAGAAGUAUUGAAUGACUGGAAACUUAUUGGGAUUUCUUCAGGCAAACCUCUAGAAAAGGGUGUUUAUACCACAGGAGCAUGGGAAGAGAAAUCAGAUGAAAUCUCGUUUGCAGACUUCAAGUUCUCAGUUACCCAUCACUAUCUUGCACAAGGACCCAGUGAAAAAGAUGCGAAAGAAGAAUUGGUAGAAGAUGCCCUUCCUCUGCCUAUGCAGGACUUGCUGUCUGUGAACAAUGACUUUCCUCCCAGAGCGCACUGCCUGGUAAGAUGGUAUGGCUUACGUGAAUUUGUGGUUAUUGCUCCAGCAAAUAAUGAAGCUGUUCUUAGUGAAUCUAAAUGCAACCUGCUGCUGAGUUCAGUUUCCAUUGCUUUGGGAAACACUGGCUGUCAGGUACCACUAUUUGUGCAAAUACAUCAUAAGUGGCGACGAAUGUAUGUUGGAGAAUGCCAAGGUCCAGGAGUGCGAACUGACUUUGAAAUGGUUCAUCUUCGUAAAGUGCCAAAUCAGUAUACUCAUUUAUCAGGUUUACUAGAUGUCUUCAAAUCCAAGAUUGGGUGUCCAUUGACCCCACUGCCUCCUGUUAGCAUGGCUAUUCGGCUUACGUACGUGCUUCAAGACUGGCAACAGUAUUUCUGGCCCCAACAGCCACCAGACAUAGAUGCUCUGGUUGGAGGAGAAGUUGGAGGCCUUGAAUUUGGGAAGUUACCGUUUGGUGCCUGUGAGGAUCCCAUUAGUGAGCUCCAUUUAGCUACCACGUGGCCUCACCUAGCAGAAGGUAUAAUCGUUGAGAACGAUGUUUAUUCGGACCUUGAUCCUAUUCAAGCACCCCAGUGGUCCGUGCGAGUCAGAAAAGCAGAUAAUCCUCAGUGUCUAUUGGGUGAUUUUCUUACGGAGUUCUACAAGCUUUGUCGGCGGAAGGAGUCAACUGAGGAGAUACUUGGAAGAUCUGCAUUUGAAGAAGAAGGAAAAGAUGUUGCUGAUAUUACCCAUGCUUUGUCGAAGCUUACAGAGCCUGCACCAGUCCCAAUCCAUAAAUUAUCUGUUACAAAUAUGGUUCAUAGUGCAAAGAAAAAAAUUCGCAAGCACAGAGGUGUAGAUGAAUCGCCUUUAAAUAAUGAAGUUCUGAAUGCUAUUCUCCUGUUUUUAUUUCCUGAUGCUGCUGACAAACUCACAGAUGGAUCUGAAAGCAGAACUAGCAUUUCAACAGGAAACAAUCCCCCUCCAGAGAAUGAAGAUUAUAAUCUCUUCAGUCAGUUUAAAUCUGCCCCUUCCGAUAGUCUGACGUACAAACUAGCUCUGUGUCUUUGUAUGAUAAACUUCUACCAUGGAGGAGUAAAAGGAGUGGCACAUCUCUGGCAAGAAUUUGUGUUAGAAAUGCGCUAUAGAUGGGAGAACAACUACCUUAUUCCAGGAUUAGCUAGUGGACCUCCGGAUCUGAGAUGCUGUUUACUGCAUCAAAAACUUCAAAUGUUAAAUUGCUGCAUUGAAAGAAAGAAGGCAAGGGAUGAAGGGAGAAGAGGGAACGCAUCUGAUCGUUCCCCUGGGGCUUCUUCUGGUGAUGCUGGAAAAGGAGCUGACCACUCUAGAGAAAAUCCAAAGGAGACUGAUAAAGAAGUUGGCAAGUCCUGGGAAUCGUGGAGUGACAGUGAAGAAGAAUUUUUUGAAUGUCUGAGUGACACAGAAGAUCUGAAAGGAAAUGGGCAGGAAAAUGGAAAGAAAGGAGGAGCAAAAGAAGCCAGCAAAGAGUCUGUAAAUAUAAAACCAGAAGGUCGUCUACAUCCGCACGGAAAGUUGACGUUGCUUCAUCCAGGAGAGCCGCUCUACAUUCCAAUAACCCAGGAGCCAGCCCCCAUGACUGAAGAUUUGCUGGAAGAGCAGUCUGAGGUGCUGGCGAAGCUCGGMACGUCGGCAGAAGGCGCUCACCUUCGGGCCCGCAUGCAGAGCGCCUGCUUGCUCUCGGAUAUGGAGUCUUUUAAGGCAGCUAAUCCUGGUUGUUGCCUGGAGGAUUUUGUGAGGUGGUAUUCCCCACGGGAUUACAUCGAAGAGGAAGUGGUUGAUGAAAAGGGCAAUGUGGUAAUUAAGGGUGAGCUGAGCGCCCGAAUGAAGAUUCCCAGCAACAUGUGGGUAGAGGCCUGGGAGACAGCAAAGCCUGUCCCAGCCCGCAGGCAGAAGAGACUCUUUGAUGACACUAGAGAAGCAGAGAAGGUGCUUCACUAUCUUGCAGUUCAGAAACCAGCUGACCUUGCAAGGCAUCUUUUGCCUUGCAUCAUCCAUGCUGCUCUACUCAAGGUAAAGGAGGAAGAAACAGUAGAUGAUAUCUCUUCAGUUAAGAAGAUUAUUAAGCAGAUAAUAUCCCAUUCCAGUAAAGUUCUACGGUUCCCAAAUCCGGAGGACAAGAAAUUGGAAGAAAUCAUUGCUCAGAUCAUGAGUGUGGAAGCAAUCAUUGCCAGGGCCCGAUCUCUGAAAGCAAAAUUUGGGGUGGACAAAUGUGAAAAUGAAGAACAGAGAGAAGAUUUACAAAGAUUUGUCAACUCUCUCCUGGAGCAGCCAGAAGUGGCAGUUGUUGGUGCAGGAAGAGGACCUGCUGGUAGCAUCAUCCAUAAGCUGUUUGUGAACGCUCAGAGGCUGACUGAAUCUUCUGAUGAGGCGUCUGCAAUGGCCCCGCUCGAUGAAGAAGUGAGGAGGUCAGGCUCUGCAGACGAGCGCCGCCCCAGCGCAGGAGCCGKUUCGGACUUCCCGCCGCCCACAGGCCGUGAGGUGAUUUUACGCACGACCGUCCCGCGCCCGGCCCCUUACUCCAAGGCGCUGCCACAGCGCAUGUACAGCGUGCUCACCAAAGAGGACUUCCGCCUGGCGGGCGCCUUUUCGGCAGAUACGACCUUCUUCUGAGGGAGCUUGGCUGUUAUCUGGUGCGUCUUCACAAGUACGAAGUUGUUUUCCUUCAGGGAGGGAAGUCUAAAUUUAGACUGAUCCAGCUUGUGGUGAGGAGAAAACAGUGUUGUCAUUGGCGAUUGAGAAUAAUAUUCCCAAGAAUAGAGUGUAAUUGGUAUUUAAGAAGGAUGGCUGCAUCAACCUUAACUGGGAUGCUUAAAAUAGCUUCAGAAGGGCUUUUUAUCAGACUUCAGGAGAAGAAAAUUCARUCUUCUUUUCAACAGAGGGGAAAACUUCUUUUGCAUUAGCUUGUUAAAUGACAGACAUUAAUGGGCUUUAUGCAAAUAGUUCAUGUUCAAAUUUAUGCAGAUGUGCUGCUGUAGUUCCUAAUCAUCUUUCUAUAAUGUUACGUCUACUUGACAUGUAAACAUUAAAUAAGUUGUAUUUAUUGCUAUCACAUGAUUUGAGCUUUUUUUUUUUUUAAAUCUUGAUCUUGUUUAAAAUAUACAGUAAAUUCUAGCUUAGGCUAAACUUCUGUUACUGCAACAGUUGUCCAAAAUCUUCUUGUAUGUCUUGGACACUCUUCCCAAAUGCUGGAGUGUAUUUCUCAGCUGUAAUUGAAUACUAAGCCUAAUGUGCAAAUAGCCUUAAGUGAUCACAGACAAUUUUGAAUACUUUAUCUUCUCCCCUGCAUGCAAUGGCCAAAGCUUCAUGUAAAUUAUGUGUACAAAAGUGUUUUACUUUAAGUUACUGAUAUUUAUAGAGACUUUUUGAAAUGUGUAUUAUGUCUUUGA
This is a messenger RNA of Nothoprocta perdicaria, 3758 nucleotides long. It is a transcript of the gene RAB3GAP1, whose product is annotated as RAB3 GTPase activating protein catalytic subunit 1. The transcript has 25 exons. Lineage: Eukaryota; Metazoa; Chordata; Aves; Tinamiformes; Tinamidae. Gene Ontology annotation, biological process: positive regulation of GTPase activity. Bases 1 to 2982 code for a protein of 993 amino acids. Gene Ontology annotation, molecular function: GTPase activator activity. The record is from RefSeq and is a predicted model, not a curated record.